AUGUCGGUUUUUUGCACAAAUGAUCGUUUCGCUUCUUUAAUUACUGCGCCUGAGGUGUCGCAGCAACUUCAGAAGCGCCUAGAAGAUCUCGUCUCGCGAUCGCGUCAGAGCCACGCGGAGAACCACAGGUUAUACAGUUUUCCAUUGGAUGUGCCCAUCACAAUGGCUGAUGUAGAGCGGUGGGGUCAACGCCUUGGUGAUAGUGCCCCACCGCCGGCAACACCAAACGCAGCAUUCGUGGGUGGUGGUUUCACAGAUCCAGCAGCUGUGAUUUUUAUGGGUGAGGCAGUCGAUCGGGAGCGCGCUGUGCACAAACUGGCUCCGAUGAAAUUGUUUGACCCACGGCAGGUGGAUCGUACGCCCAUGACAAAAAUUCUUAUUCACAGACGCACAUGGUUGCCGUAUCGUCAGCGUUUGCCGGUGUAUCAGUGCCGUGGACCCAUUCUUAAUGCUCUGCGCAGUAGCCAGGUUCUAGCGCUUGUGGCUCCUCCCGGAAGCGGUCGCACAUUGCAGAUGCCGCAGAUUAUAUCGGAGACUGAAAUUUUUAAGAGCAAACGUCUAAUUGUUGUGUGUUCGACAAGUCUUUCAGCCUGCCGCACAGCUGAGCGGUUGCGGGAGGAGCGUGGCGAUGCUGCCACCUCCAACACGGUCGCUUUGUGUACACCCACUCGCUACGAGGUAGCGGAGGGGACGCUGAUCGCAGUAACUACACCUGAGAUGCUCGUCCGUCAAUUGUUGUGUGACCCUUUACUACUAAACGUUGUCUGUAUUAUUUUGAACGAUGUGCAUUUGCGAUCACCUACCACAGAGCUCUGUAUGUCACUUCUGCGCAGUACUUUACAGGUACUAAAGGAGGAACAAGGAGUAAAAAAGCGUGGUGGGCCUUUGCACGUUGUGGCAGAUUGUUUUGAGGAUGCCAUUGCCACGACGGUGACCGAAUUCUUUGGUAAAGAGUGCACAGCCCGCCUAAAUGUUUCUCAGGUGUUGCAGCAGGAUCUCAAGGCGUUUGGUACGGAGGCGCAGCAUGUCAGCCAAAUGUGGUCCCCCCCAAGUGUGCUGCUCCUUGAGGAAACCAUGCAGUGGCUUGCAAAGUGUGAGGAGGAGGGUAGCUGUAUUUGCCGUGACACGGGUGAGGAUCUUCGUAACUAUGUGGAGAACAUUAGCGUGGCGGCGAAGAUUAUGGCGGCCGAAGAAGCGGAGUUUACAAAUAACGAGAAACUCAGAUCCUACUGGUGUCCAAUUAUUGUGCAGGCUGUGAAGCACUACGAUCGUGCGGAGCGCAAAGAAUUGUUGAGGAAUGCCGAGCAGCAAAAACAACAACAAGAACAACAACAAAGACAUCUACCAUCUGUUGUAGUCAUUGUUCCCAACGUAUACAUCGCCUCGGUAGUGGAGGAGGCGCUUCGUCGUGCGAUAAGUGACUCCACAGUUAACUUAGAAGAGGCUUGCCCUCUACCAUUUUCAUUGCAUCUCCUGCUGGAUGGUGUCACGACGCAAGACGUGGAUGAUGUGCUGCGGUUCGGCGAUGCCGCAAAAAGGGAAGGAAAACGAAUGGUCUUGUUGACGACGCCCACCACAGCGCACUCGGUUCUCCCACCCACAUGGGAAAUAGGCUUGGUGGUGGAUUGCGCAAGACGAUCCUACGCUGCGUACGAUGACAGUACGGGUGCUGACGUCUUUAUCACUACCUACAGUCUUGUGCAGGAGCUACGCUACCGUCGAGUGAUUGCUCGCCUUCGCCGAAGCGAGAGCAGUACAGGUGAACAGGAUGCUACUCACCCACCGGUGUGUAUGGUGGUUCAAUUAAUUCCCAAAUCCAUCCUUUACGGCGCCAAACAUCGUCACAUCAGUGUGGAUCAUGGUCACCACCCCAUUUUUAAUCUGAGCUGGGACGAGUACGUCGAUUUGUAUCACCUCCUGCAAGCACGAGAAGAGGGGCUGCGCUGCCGCGAGGUGGGCACAGUUACUCCAAAUUCGGGAACUAAUUAUAUCUUAUCAUCGAUGGUGGCAAACUUGGUCCCUUUAAAUUUUAUAGGUGUCCCAACUGCGUCCACAAGUCGCUAUGAAAAGCUGCGUCGUACAUUUGCGACGGUCGAGCGUCAUCUUAGGCGACUAGGACAUUUGGUGUGUACAACAGUUGACUCAGCUCCACGAUUAUCACCACUCGGUGUGGCUGCCACGUGCUUUGCGUGGCCUAUUGAGGUUGUGCGUCUGUUGCUAUUUGCACGACUCGACGACUGUGUCUUGCCGGCGAGUGUUGUUGCGGCAGCGUGGAUGGUGGGUAAUAUGUUCUUCGAUGCUGCGGCGGACAAGGAGACAGAGGAGCUAAUGAAGGAGGCUCGGGUUUACUUCUCGCUUGAUUCUGGCAGCGAUGUGGUGAGUGUAUUUAACGCCUACCACACCUGGCUUUGCUCACGUAAAGUCUCCAAUGAAGCAUGUGACGCCUUUUUGGAUGAAACCUUGUUGUCGAAUCGGGCCUUAAUGCAGAUUGAGGCCCAACAACUAGCGCUACUGCGUGUACUUGAGGCGACUGGGGUUUUUGGUCUGCCUUUGACCUCUAAGCAGUCGUGUAGCAAUGAAAACGAGGAGGCAGUUCCUGCGAAGAACACAACGGCAACAGAUGUUACCAAAGUGAGGACUACUACUACAACCACCAUAGAUGCAGAUACGGUGGCAUCCCACAUCCUUGAAAUUCCGGUGGAGGACUUGCGAGAAGGGGAAAUGAUCUUUCGAUGCGUGACAGCUGCAGUCUAUCCAUCCUGUGCAAUUCCACACAGUGAUGGAGUCGUGUCGACAAUUGGCUUUGCAGACAAGAUAUCCUCAACAGUGUCUGAUCCCAGUGCGUCCCCCACUCGAACGACCGUGCAUCCAGCCAUCUUUUCACCUAGAUCUGUGAUGAGUGUGGAGAAGAUCUAUCAGCUUCACGCGGAGCAACCGUUUCUGUAUCUGGAUCGCACACGUGUCGUAGAUAAAGGGUUUUACGUCUUGGAGGAAGCGAUACCACUUUCUAAGGAUGCCGCUGUUAUUGUCUGUGGCGAUUGGCAUGAGUGGCCGAAGUCACCGGCAACACGCUGUCGUGGAUGGACUUCGAUAUUAACACAAGCCUGGCGCCAAACAAAACUUGCUCGGUCUCUGCCUCCUCCCGCGCAAUUACCUGCAAUUUCAGUAAAACUAAGGCUGUACGACACAGUUCGGGCUAAAUCGGUGCUCGUGCAGACCGAUGAUACGUUUUUUUUCAGUAUGCGGUCAACAACGGCACAAUGGCUGCAACAGAUGCGGGAUCAAAGCCGUCGGCGACUGAGGGCACUGCUGUGUGAUAAAUCAUGGCCUGCAAGAAGCGACGCGUCACUUGGGCUAAAGGAAGCCUGGGAAUGGUGGUCACGACGAGGGCGUGGGGCUCAAGAUUGGUUGCGGGAAGAGCGUGCCAGCCGUACUGUGGCAAACAAUGACGUUGGAAACCGCGUUGAGACAUUGCUGUGCCCGUAUUAUCAGUACAGUUCCAAUCCAGGACGACCAACAGCUGUGGUGCCUUCGAAGAAUCACAUUGGCUCCGCAUUGACAUCAUCUUUUGCUGCGGCUUCUUCGUCUGCCGCCGCUGCUGGUAGUGGUAGUGUUGUUUUAGAUGCAGCCUCAGAUGCAGCAGGGCGGCAACCUUCGGCCUACGUAGGCAAGCUACCUGAGCCUGUGAUGGAUAAAAAUAUUCAGCAUGUGGCACAAAGCAUUGCCAAGGCUCGUUCCCGUGAGCAAGAAGCCACCUUUUUGAAGAUGUACCCCGACUUGUUUGCCUUUCUUCAUCCUGAGCACGAGUUCCAUGGCUACUACCUUCACGUUUUGCGGCGUGUAGGCCCGGAAUUAGAAAUUCUUGGCGACGACUUGGAGGAGCUUGAAAUAUUUCUGAAGGAGCUGGAAGAAGAGGUGCAGCGGGAGGUUGGCAUCACGGCAACAGACGCCCUUCCCUCCUGUGAGGCACAACCCCACAAUGCUGUCUUCGCGGCAAGUGAGCCAAAUGGCAACGCACAAUAUCAAUUUCAGGAGGUGAACGCGGAGGAGUACAUGGCGUCUUAUGGUAUGCAAGUGGAAACAGCUGCCGAACAUGCAAGAAGGCCACCAACGUUAUUUAAAAUACAUGAUGGACCUGUGUCUGGGCCAACGGCGAUGGAAGGAGCCAACACAGCAACAAGCGUGUUGGGAGCAAUAGGAGAGGAAGCUCCCACAGCGUCCUCUUUCUUUAAUCAACCCAUGAUGUCUGCUAAUGUAGUCUCAUCUGCUGUUCCCCAGGACGGACCUGCCAAAAAUGAAACAGUGCGAAAACCCAUUCAAGUGGAUCCCAAUGCUUUUAUUGGGAACUUUACGUUUGACAGAGGGCCAAAGACGGAGACACCUGCUUUUGACGGUAACAAGGCUGGCGAAGGCAACGGUGAAGUUGGCGGUGCCGGUGGUGGACUGACGCUGAUGGAGCGUCUGUUGGCAAUGAAGGGAGGAACGUCGGCAUCUGUGGACCACGCAGCAGCGCCGGCGUCGAGUAGUGCCCCGGAGGAAAAGGUGUCGCUACAAAUACCCGCAGCUCAGGCGGCACCCUCCGUGAGUGUUGGACUGUGGCCUGCCACAACGCUUCCACCUCCGUCACUUGCGUCAAACCUCACCAACGCCGCCUCUGCCUCCGCGGUUGGUGUUCCAGUAGGAGCUGCUCAGCAGGAAGUGCCAGUGGCAGCAGGUGCGGCACCAAACGCUCCUACUGCAGCCGAAUUGCUUGCAUUGAUGGGCAUUCUCACCCCACCACCAGCUGUGAAUCCACUCACAAUACCUCCACCGCCGCUUCCCGCAGAAGUUGUGGCUAAUCGUUCUCCAUCGAUCCUUGCGUAUCCACUGCCGUCGCGUGAGUUUGGUAACAUUCACCUUAUUCUUGCCAAGGCACUGGGAGAGACAAUGGGUGUUAAGGUGGGGCCAACACACAUCGUUGGCGCCAUCGCACGUAUUGAUGUGCCUAACCACAAGGUGGAGGCACGAGCACUGGAUCUCAAGUCUUUUAUGUGUGUCGGUAGGAAGGUGAAUAUUUUUAAGAAUGACCGUAUUAUUGACGGCGUGCGUCCGCCUGUUCAGAAAGCACAGCCGGAAAAGUCGACACUGCGCGAGGACGUGCCAGGCCAGCCCCACAAGGCGGAUUACGACCCCGAAGGAGCAGAGAACGAGAACGGAAAUGACGUUGGGAUGAAUAACGCGAAGCUGCCGCUGCAAGAGCGGACUAACGAGGGCGGACCUGUCUUCUCGCACUACUCUCAUUAUCUUCCACAAAACGAGCAACGCGAACACCCGUCAGAUGAGACACUAAUGCCAAAGAAGUCGUUGCAUCCGCCGCAGAUUGGUCUUCUGACUGACUCGGAGGACUGCGAGGAUUCCUCCAGCAGCGUGCACUCGUCGGAGGCAGUCGCGUCAUGA
Messenger RNA from Trypanosoma rangeli, 5436 nucleotides. Its product is annotated as putative RNA helicase. The coding region runs from base 1 to 5436 and encodes 1811 amino acids. Lineage: Eukaryota; Euglenozoa; Kinetoplastea; Trypanosomatida; Trypanosomatidae. Gene Ontology annotation, biological process: RNA processing. The record is from RefSeq and is a predicted model, not a curated record. Gene Ontology annotation, molecular function: RNA binding. The transcript has a single exon. Gene Ontology annotation, cellular component: intracellular anatomical structure.